Messenger RNA from Psylliodes chrysocephalus, 4086 nucleotides. NCBI's taxonomy places the organism in Eukaryota, Metazoa, Arthropoda, Insecta, Coleoptera, Chrysomelidae. The record is from the annotation of a GenBank genome assembly.
ACCAAUUAGUUACAUUCAAAUUGUUUCCUAUCCCAACAUUUUUUAACAUUCAUUAUUUGUUACAUUCGUUGUUGUGUGGCAAAUUUUACAUAAUGGAACUGCACGAAAAUUUCAGUGUUAUUAUAAAUGGAACAUAUCACGAAAUUGACGCGAAUAAACUUUCACCGUCAACAACACUUAACAGUUUUUUGCGGGAGUAUCUUCAUCUGACCGGUACAAAGCGCAUGUGCCUGGAAGGCGGCUGUGGCACAUGCGUGGUAGCGGUAAAAAGAAAAAAUAAUGUUACAGGAGAAUAUGAAACUGUUGCCGUAAAUUCAUGUUUGGUUUCAAUUUUCUCGACCUACGGAUGGGAAAUCUAUACAAUAGAAGGCCUUGGAACUUACGAUUGUCCAAGUAAAUUGCAGAGCGUCAUCACCAAGUUCCAUGGUACACAAUGCGGAUAUUGUACACCUGGAAUGAUAAUGAACAUGCAUGCACUGAAAGAAACCAAACCGGAUCUGACCAUGGAGGAGGUUGAAAAUUCGUUUGGAGGAAACAUUUGUAGAUGUACCGGUUAUAGAUCGAUUUUGGCAGCUUUCAAAUCAGUUUGCAAGGACGCUACUCAGGAUUUAUUAAACAAAUGCGGCGAUAUUGAAGACCUACCAAUAUGUCCAAAAAAAUUAAGAAACGGAAAUUGCUCAUUGAACACGAAUACGCCGUUUUAUUAUAAACUAGAUGGACUAUCUUGGAUAAAAGUCACUACGGUCAAUGAUUUAUUGCAAGUCAUCAAAACGUUUCAUCCAGUAAAAAAUGGAAAUGUGAAUUCUUAUACGAUAGUGGCUGGAAAUACUGCUCGAGGAGUAUAUAAAAAGGCAACUACCUACAAAGUCUACGUAGAUAUACAGGAUGUAUCGGAGUUAAAAAGCCAUUUGUUGCUUAAAACUGGACUAGUUGUAGGUGCCAAUAUGACACUAUCAAGAGCCAUAAUGUUGUUUAACGAAUUAUCAGAACAGAAACCCAAGUUGAGAUACUUGAAAAAGGUGGCAGACCACAUCGAUUUGGUGGCCAAUGUACCGGUGAGGAACAUUGGUACGUUGGCUGGAAAUCUCAUGAUAAAACACGAAUACAAGGAAUUUCCAUCGGAUAUAUUUUUGGUUUUGGAAACUGUCAACGCUAUUAUACAAAUAGUUGACGUGGAUGAAAAGGAAACGCUAGUUACUCCGGUCGAGUUUUUAAAAACUGAUAUGGAAAAUAAAAUUAUCAAGAAAAUUUUCCUGCCAUUUUUGACUGAGUCGCAUUUCUUUGAUAGCUUUAAGAUAAUGAGACGAGCCCAAAACACGCACGCCUCAAUCAACGCCGCCUUUUUAUUAAAACUAUCUAAACAACAUACGGUAGACGAAUGCAAUAUCGUGAUGGGUUGUCUGGACUUGAAAAUUCACGCUACAGACACGGAAAAAUAUUUAAUCGGUAAAAAGAUAUUCACGAACGAGGUCAUGCAGCAAGCUUUUAAAAUAUUGGACAAGGAAUUGGCGCCUGGGUAUGAUUUAAUGCAUCCCAAGCCUCAAUUCAUUAAAAAAUGCGCUAUAAGCUUGUUUUAUAAGUACAUCCUGAGUAUUGCUCCCAAACAACUAGUAUCUGCAAAAACCUACACUGGCCGUUAUAAGUUAAAACGUCCUGUAUCAAAGGGAACGCAAAUUUACGAAUCUAUAAAAGAAAUGUAUCCAAUAUCGUACCCUGUAGCAAAAAAAGAGGCUCUACAUCAGACGACAGGUGAAGCUGAUUAUAUAUCUGACAUGCCAGAUUUACCCGAACAGUUACAUGCAGCUUUUGUAGUAGCCAAAACUGAGCCUCUUUCAAGAAUUUUAAAAAUAUAUAAGGACAAAGCAUUGGAAGUCGAUGGUGUAAUAGCGUUUUUCGACAAGACCGACAUUCCCGGAAGAAACACCUUCACUCCCUUGGGUUCAAAUCUGUUCCCUACUGAUCCCGUUGAGGAAGAAUUAUUUUGUAGUGGUGUCGUCCAAUACCAUUGCCAACCCAUUGGAGUGGCAGUGGCAACAUCGAGAGAACUUGCAGAGAAAGCCGCUGAUCUCAUAGAAGUUGAUUAUCAGAAAGAAGAUCAACCUGAGUUUGAGACGAGAGAAAUUCUGAGAAAGAACAAGAUGGAUAGGGUCAAACAAUUUGUGAUGCAUGAAGCUAAAGAUAGAGGGCGUGAUGUAGCAAAAGUUGUUAAAGGAACUUGGGAUAUGGGUUGGCAGUCGCAUUUCUACAUGGAAACCCAAUGUUGUAACGUUGUUUACAAAGAAAAUGGGUUAGAAAUUUGGUCCAGUACCCAAUGGAUGAAUUUAAACCAAUUCGCUGCCUCUGUUGUAUUGAAUAUACCAUCAAAUAUGAUAAAUGUCCAUGUUAAACGUGUAGGCGGAGCUUUUGGUGGCAAAAUCGUACGAAACGCUCAAAUAUCAACGGCUGCAGCUCUGGCAGCUGUCAAACUCAAAAAACCCAUAAAAAUGUGGCUGCCUAUGGAGCAGAAUUUUGCUAUAAUUGGAAAAAGGCAUGCCAUUUCCAGCGACUAUGAGAUAGCUAUCAGUAAAGAUGGAAAAAUUCAGUAUUUGAACAAUGAUUUUUAUGUUAACCAUGGUUUGGGAGGCAACGAAGAUGUCAUAGAGAUAACGCUGGAAAUAAUACAAGAAGGACCGUAUAAUAAUGAUAUAUUUAACAUCAACGCUAAGACGGUGAGAUCAGAUAUGCAGAGUGCAGCUUAUGUUAGGGGACCAGGAUCAGUAGAAGGUCUAGGAAUGUUAGAAAGUAUAUUAGACCAUGCUGCGUCAGUCAUACAUAUGGAUCCCUUGGAAUUCAGAAUGAAAAAUUUGAGAGACAAAAAAAUAAUAGAACAUAUGAAUGAUUUCUUAGAGUGGGCCGAUAUUAUAAAAAGGAAACAAGAAAUUUACGAAUUUAAUGAAAAAAACCUUUGGAAAAAGAAAGGCAUGUCAGUUGUACCAAUGGUGUUCCCCAUUGAACUAUUUACGAAUUUGGGUGUAUUGGUCGCCAUAUAUCACGCUGACGGAAGUGUAGCGAUAUCUCAUGGAGGGGUAGAAAUUGGUCAAGGUGUAAAUACAAAGGCUAUUCAAGCUUGCGCUUAUAAACUUGGAAUACCAAUGGAAAAAAUAAGCGUGAAAGCCAGUAAUAAUGUGAUAGGAGCGAAUUCAGGUAUGACCGGUGGCAGUUUAACAAGUGAAGGAAUAUGCUGGGGUGUAAGCAAAGCGUGCGACAUUCUUUUGGAAAGAAUAAAGCCUAUAAAAGAAAAAAUGCAGGACCCCAAAUGGGAAGAUCUUGUAACUGAAAGCUUCAAAAAUAAUAUCAAUUUAGUUGCACAAUCAAUGUAUUCCUCUGCGUGCCCAGAUCUGAAUAGAUACAAGGUGUAUGCAGUUGGCGCCGCGGAAAUAGAACUCGACGUUUUGACAGGCCUUCAUCAGGUCACCAGGGUAGACAUUUUGGAAGACGUGGGAGACACCAUGAAUCCCGAAAUUGACAUUGGUCAAAUCGAAGGUGCUUUUGUCAUGGGCAUGGGAUAUUUUACCACCGAAAAGGUCGUAGUUGGUGAAAACGGGGAAAUUUUGUCCAAUAGAACUUGGAAUUAUACUCCUCCGGGUGCCAAAGACAUUCCUAUUGAUUUUAGGAUAAAGCUUCCCGGUAAAAAUCCCAAUCCUGUAGGAGUUUUGAAGUCGAAAGCCGUUGGAGAACCAGCCCUGUGUUUAGCUGUUACCGUGCCUCUAGCGAUACGAAAUGCUGCAUCGACAGUGAGAAAAUAUUUCGACAAUUCUUCCUCUUCCUGGUAUCCCAUUAAUGGACCUUCAGAUGUUGAGAACACCUUUAUAAAUUGUUUACACAAUUACCAAAUGUAUACCUUGUAAAAUUGUUUUUACUAAUAAUAAUAUAUCGCUUAAUCUUUUUUAUUUAUACAUAUAAGUGUUUAUUGUACCAUUAAGUAUAAUUUAGUUUUAGUGAAUAAACUAGUUAUUAAUAAAUUAAACGCUACUUUCAGAAGCUACGAAUAAUUUUUGUUAAUUAAUAAAUAACAAAUAUAAUUUAAUAUAUAAAUAUUUUCCCAUC